AUCUGGGCCUGUUGACGCAGAAGGAGAGAUCUGUCGUGACGACGGAAUCAUGGUUGGGGGUAAUCUCAUGAUAACAAUGGAUGAGUUAACUAGAGCAAGGGGUCAUUGAUUUUUGUCUUGCUUUGUGUUGGUGAGAAACACACAGCUGUGCAGGUCACUCUGUGUAGAGAAGAAGUUAAUAAUUCCCAACAGCGAUGCCUAGCACUCGUACUCGGAGCAGAUCGUGUGAGCUGCUCACCGCCAAGCUAGCCGAGUCGGGACUCAUAAGAAAGUGCUCCGGACCGAGUUUUGCAAGACGCACCAAGCACAAGUCCAAGAGACCUGCAGUGGACAGGAAAAUCAAGGAGGAGUACGAGGAUGAAGACGAACUUACAGUCGAGACCUCACCAGCGCGGGAAAUCAAACACCGUGGCCUGACUGGCAAUGGUCUCACCUUAAAAACCAAGAAAGAACAGCUAACCGAGACUCUGAAUUGGCUCGACGAAAACUAUGUUAUGUGCGAAGGAGUGUGCCUUCCUCGGUGUAUCCUGUACGCGCAUUAUCUCGACUUCUGCCGGCGACACAAGAUUGAGGCCGCGUGCGCUGCAACGUUUGGAAAGACUAUACGGCAGAAGUUUCCACAACUAACAACACGGAGGCUUGGGACCCGAGGACAUUCAAAGUAUCAUUAUUAUGGUAUUGGUAUCAAGGAAUCGUCCGCGUAUUACCAUUCCGUGUACUCGGGAAAAGGUCUUACAAGAUUUUCAGGCUCUAAAGCCAAGAAUGAGGGUAAUUUUGCUGCGAGGAAAUACUCACUUAGCUCCAAAACAGGCACUCUUCUACCCGACUUUCCGAACCCACAACUGCUGGAGCUACCCCAAGGAAUAUCACAAGAUAAGGUCGAAACAUUUGUCAUUAUGUACAAGACGCACUGUCAAUGCAUUCUAGAUACAGCAAUAAAUGCGAAUUUCGACGAGAUUAAGAAUUUCCUCCUGCACUUCUGGCAGGGUUUACCGGAUCAUCUUCUCCCUCUCAUGGACACGGAAGUGGUGUCGGAUGUGGUGUGCGUGUGCGAUUCUAUUCUCUACAAGGUAUUGAUGGACGUCCUCUUGCCUUCCUCCAUGCAAGAUGUUCCUGAAGGGUUACUGGCUGAUAUCAGGUCGUUUGCGCGCCAUCUGGAGGUGUGGGUUGCAUCUGCAACCGAAGAGCUCCCCGAGUACGUCAAACUCGCCAAACUUCAAAUCGUGAGACGAUUCGCCCAAUCAAUUCGCCGCCAAACGUCAUUUCUCCACCUCGCCCAGACCGCCCGUCCCGUCCUGAACAGCGCAGAGUUGCUUGAGCAGAUGAUCUGUGACCUGGAUAAAGUGGACAAUAGCUCAGCUGGGUCCCAGACCCUCUACGACAAAACGGAAAAUGAGACGGAUGAGGGACUGGACAGAGAAUUCAUGGAGGAGUUCAGGGAAUUGCUCGCGAACCAGUCGUGCGUCGAGAGUUACGUCGAGUGGCUUGACAAGACUGUGGAACAGAAAGUCAUUCAGUCGUGUGUUGAGAGCGGACUGGAGUUCAAAAAUCGAGCUCAGGAAUUUCUGUUACGCUGGUCAUUCCUCGGUGCUCGGCUUAUGCACAGCCUUACGCUAAACGCUUCCUCCUGUUUCGGUUCGUUUCAUCUACUGCGCAUGCUCUUGGAUGAGUACAUUCUUCUUGUAAUUGAGACGAGGUUCUACAACGAGAUGGAGGAAAAACUGCAGGAGUUAUUAGACCGGCAUCUGAGAAUGGGGGAAGGUAUUGACAAAGACAACUCACCCCUUCGCGUUCAAACAGUAGUUACAAAGACCAAAUUCACAGUCCCAGAUGAGGAGACCCUUGUAUCAAGAAAAAGAGACUCCAUGGACGAACCUCCAUCAAGAACAACCAAUAGGAAUAAGCGUCUCAAGUCACGUGAUGAUAGUUACACAAAGUCAAAGCCCAAGAAGCUGCAGAGCCCGCGAUCAACACAACAUAAGGACUGCGGAGUCCAUUUCAGCGGUCUUCCACCAACUCCUAUGGAGCCAAACGGUUUUCCCAUUCCCUCUCUAAAGUAUUUUAACUCGCCUCAGAACGGAAUCUGUCCCACGGCGCUUACGCCGCCUGUGUCUCCGGAGAUGACCAGCGGUCAGUAUCCUAGCAACGGUCACGCGCUUGUGACGUAUACUGCGUUCUCGGCGGAUAAAGGAUCGUGCGAGUAUAGCGAUCGUGACGUGCCUGAUCCAUCGUCGGACAUGAUUGACAAACUUGUGUCACAACACUUCAACAACUCCGGCCUUGGGGGCUUUGUAAAUACGAGAUAUUACCCCGGAACUCGGCACGAGUCGCAACACUACAUGCCUCCCCGCCAGCCGUACGUGACUACUCACAACCACCAUUCUCAUGACCACAACAACAACCUUACCACAGCCUUCCCAUUCGGCGGCCAACGGAUGAUGACGCCCGCACAUGCGUACUACCCGCAGCACACGACUGCGCAUGUACCUAUGAUGACGUCAUGUCAGGGGGUGUAUGUGGAGGCUGGUCAUGUGACCAUGGAGGGGGAAGAUGGUGAGGGAAUGAGUCAUGAACAGGAGGAGUAUAUUGACAUCGCGGUCAACAAGCUCUUCAAUGGAGAGUGCGAGCUAGAGAAGGUUGACUGUGUGGACGGAGAUAGCGAAGCAUUGCCCGCCAUAAACUCGCUACUGCUCACCGAGUCUUCCGUGUGAUUCCUGUGGUGUUAGGCUGGGCCAUGUUAUCAUGGGAUCCCUGUUGUGUUAGGCUGAGCCAUGCUACCAUGGGAUCCCUGUGGUGUUAGGCUGGGCCAUGCUAUCAUCGGAUCCCUGUUGUGUUAGGCUGAGCCAUGCUACCAUGGGAUCCCUGUGGUGUUAGGCUGGGCCAUGCUAUCAUCGGAUCCCUGUUGUGUUAGGCUGAGCCAUGCUACCAUGGGAUCCCUGUUGUGUUAUGCUGAGCCAUGCUACCAUGGGAUCCCUGUUGUGUUAGGCUGAGCCAUGCUACCAUGGGAUCCCUGUUGUGUUUUGCUUGGCCAUGCUAUCAUGGGAUCCCUGUGGUGUAAGGCUUGGCCAUGCUAUCAUGGGAUCCCUGUGUUGUUAGGCUGGGCCAUGUUAUCAUGGGAUCCCUGUGGUAUUUGCUGAACCAUGCUACCAUGGGAUCCCUCUUGUGUUUUGCUUGGCCAUGCUAUCAUGGGAUCCCUGUGGUGUUAGGCUGAGCCAUGCUACCAUGGGAUCCCUAUGGUGUUAGGGUUGGCCAUGCUAUCAUGGGAUCCUUGUAGUGUUACUCUGAGCCAUGCUAUCAUGGGAUCCUUGUAGCGCUAGGCUGAGCCAUGCUAUCAUGGGAUCCCUAUGGUGUUAGGGUUGGCCAUGCUAUCAUGGGAUCCCUGUAGUGUUAGGCUGAGCCAUGCUACCAUGGGAUCCCUGUGGUGUUAGGCUGAGCCAUGCUAUCAUGAGAUCAGUGUGGUGUUAGGUUCGGCCAUGCUAUCAUGGGAUCCCUGGGGAGCUAGAAAAGUUCAAAUUAUUAUGGAAUCCCUGAUACUAGAGUAAAUAUGGGAACCCUGUGGUACUGUGUUAUGUCAUGGAAUAUUAAUUACCAAGUGAUAAGUAUGAUAAGGUAUCGUGGGUGCCCUGUGGUACGAAAGUGGGUUAUAUGAUGUAAUCUCCGCGUCCAUUUUUUAUAGCUCCCCAUUCCUGAUUUCUUUAGAUUUCAAGAGACCGUUCUUUAACAACUGCCAAGGGAAUCAAAUAGACAAAAAAGACAAAAAUACUCAUUCUAAAUUACUAAAUUGCCUUUUGACAAUAAUGAUUUUUUUUUGCUUUAAUAUGCCUAAGUCGUUCGCUUACAUUUUAUUGUAUUAAACUUGGAUUCACAUUGAAUUAAUUGCGUAAUUCUGCGAGCUGAUCAGUGAAGGCGUAAAUUGGUCAUUUGGACACUCAUUUGGAUUGAGUGUACCACCAUUGUACAUUAUAUUUUUGUAUUUUAACUCAGAGGCUAUAUUAUGAAUGAUAUUUUCAUAUAUUUACUUUUAUAUGAAAAGUGAUUAUCGUAAUUAGACGGAAAAUAAAUGACUCCAGUGGAUCACAAGAUAAAUUAGAAUAGUUAUCUAGAUGUAUAGUAAUUUUUAAUUUGAAAUUUAUAUUAAAAUCAAAAUUACUUGAA
Nematostella vectensis (starlet sea anemone) is the source of this 4155-nucleotide messenger RNA. Its product is annotated as DNA-binding protein RFX6. The transcript has 20 exons. Gene Ontology annotation, biological process: regulation of transcription by RNA polymerase II. The record is from RefSeq and is a predicted model, not a curated record. Gene Ontology annotation, molecular function: RNA polymerase II cis-regulatory region sequence-specific DNA binding; DNA-binding transcription factor activity, RNA polymerase II-specific. The coding region runs from base 195 to 2711 and encodes 838 amino acids. Lineage: Eukaryota; Metazoa; Cnidaria; Anthozoa; Actiniaria; Edwardsiidae.